This is a messenger RNA of Nothobranchius furzeri (turquoise killifish), 893 nucleotides long. RefSeq names its product E3 SUMO-protein ligase ZBED1-like. Gene Ontology annotation, molecular function: protein dimerization activity; DNA binding. Lineage: Eukaryota; Metazoa; Chordata; Actinopteri; Cyprinodontiformes; Nothobranchiidae. The record is from RefSeq and is a predicted model, not a curated record.
UAAAGACCGAGUGUCCAACCAGAUGGGGAUCUAGGCAGGCCAUGGUUUCCAGAGUCCUUGAGCAGCAGAAGGCCAUUGCCCAUGUCCUCUCCCAAGACAAAGGAACUAGGCACCUCAUCCCCUCAUGGCAGGACAUCGAUGUCCUUGAGGCCAUCAACAAGACCCUGGGACCUCUGGUUGAAUUCACUGAUGCACUUUCUGGAGAGAAAUAUGUGAGUGUGUCUUUAAUAAAACCAACACUCCACCUAUUUAACAACUCAAUCCUGGCUGAGCAAGAUGAUGACACAGACCUCUCAAAAUGCAUCAAGAGGAGAAUACUGGAGUACCUAAAUGAAAAGUAUGGUGACUCACCAACACAAGAGUUGCUUGACAUGGCCACUGUCCUGGACCCAAGGUUCAAACUGAGAUAUGCAAGCGAGGUCAGCCAAGAAACCAUCAAAGCCAGACUGACAAUGGAAAUGAAGUCCAUCAUGGAGGCUGCAGUGAUGGGGGCACCCAUUGGUAACACGGAGGUUGCUGAUGAUGGUGCAUCGAACCAAACGAAGAGGAAAAGGGGCCUAAGCAGCUUCUUUAAGGCCCCUCACAGCCCAGCAGCUCCAGGUGCAGAACAUACUCUUCAACUGGACCAGGCCAUAGCUUGUGAGCUUCAGGGGUACCUCCAGGCUGGGACCCUGGACACAGAGGAAGACCCACUGGGGUGGUGGAAGCUAUCACAGAACCUCUUCCCACGACUCUCCAUCCUGGCAAAGAAAUAUCUUUGCAUCCCAGCCACAAGUGCCUCAUCAGAAAGGGUCUUCAGCACUGGUGGAAAUGUUGUCAACUGCCUGCGUGCAUCCCUAAAGCCUGACCAUGUUAAUAGGCUGGUGUUUUUGGCUAAAAACCUUUGAAAGGUU